AAAUAGUACAUCCCUAGCACAUGAUAGCACAUCGAAUCUGAGUUUACAUAUCUUUCUCAUAACCUUCCUCAAUCUUAGUUUUCUUUUAAUUUCUAGCUGUUUCUAGCUUAAUAAAUCAGUAAAUAAUCUGAAUAUUGCAGAAUACAUCAGUUUAAGUUUCUAAAUGUUAUUUUUGAUAAUAUGAGAAUUAACUAUGAUAAAUUUUGUUGAAAGAAAAGUUUGUACAUAACCUGUGAAAAAGUUUCUUCAUUCAUCAUGCUAUAUUAAGUAUUCUAUGAUAUGAGAAUUCCACGUUUUGUCUGUAAUGUCUUUAUAGGCAUCCCAAUUGGGAUUGCUUUUUGUGAUAUAGUCGGAUAUGUCGCAAGAGUAGAAGGAAUCUCUAUGCAACCUGCAUUAAAUCCGGAUUUACGAUAUCCUGAUUAUGUAUUCUUAAAUCGUUGGGCAGUUCGGAAUCAAGAUAUAAAACGUGGUGACAUAGUGUGUAUCAUAUCCCCCAAGGUGCCAAAUCAAACACUUAUCAAAAGAGUUAUAGGACUUGCUGGAGAUACUGUGGGCACGCAUGGAUAUAAGAUCAGUGCUCUUCAAGUACCACAAGGACAUUGUUGGUUGGAAGGAGACCACGUCGGACAUUCUAUGGACUCUAAUACAUUUGGACCAGUAUCUCUAGGUCUAGUAACAGCCAAAGCUACCUAUAUAGUUUGGCCACCAAAUCGCUGGCAACAGUUACGUACAAAAUUCAAUCAUGAGGGCUGUUAGCUUUGUAAAGAGAUUGCAGUGGGAAUUACCUGGUACUGUAUGCAGGCACGGCUUAACAAUAGGAGAUGUUGAUAAUGAUGGCGACAAUGAAUUGGUUGUUGGUACUGCUGAAGGAGAACUUUAUAUUUUUA
Messenger RNA from Linepithema humile (Argentine ant), 887 nucleotides. RefSeq names its product KICSTOR complex protein ITFG2. Lineage: Eukaryota; Metazoa; Arthropoda; Insecta; Hymenoptera; Formicidae. The record is from RefSeq and is a predicted model, not a curated record. Gene Ontology annotation, biological process: regulation of TOR signaling. Gene Ontology annotation, cellular component: KICSTOR complex.